Harpia harpyja (harpy eagle) is the source of this 3735-nucleotide messenger RNA. Its product is annotated as lymphocyte antigen 6E-like. Gene Ontology annotation, molecular function: acetylcholine receptor inhibitor activity. The transcript is spliced from 3 exons. The record is from RefSeq and is a predicted model, not a curated record. Lineage: Eukaryota; Metazoa; Chordata; Aves; Accipitriformes; Accipitridae. The coding region runs from base 1744 to 2073 and encodes 109 amino acids.
UCCUUAUUCCCUGGAAUAGGUCUGGCUCUUCAGUUGCUGCCUCGUGACAUCUGGGAGGACUGACACAUCUUCUCCGGCAUCCACAGUGGCAUGCAGUCUCUGAAUCUGGCAGAACUUCAUCUGUUGGGCAAGCGCUGUGGCUUAUCCUCUCCACGCCCAGAAGGCGUAUGUCCAUUGGCGAGGAACGGUUAGUGCUCACGGGUUUAUCAGGGCUGACUUCACCAUCCUGUUGAUCUUGCUUUAUGUCAGCUGUAUUAGCAGCCCCACUGGUUUAACACCGGUGUCAGAAACCCCCAAAAUAUCUGCAAAUCAACCAAAAAAAUCUCACCCCAAUAAUCCCCCCUCCUUUUUUUUUCUUGAAAAGGAAGACGCUAUGGGUUUUGGUGUCGCUUUGAACUUCCUCUGGCCGUGCCUUCACUGUGAUGAGCAAUGAUCAGUCCCAUCAGAUGCUCUAAAUUUCUUUGAUGAGUAUGACCCCUGCUUCAGGGACGCUUGCUCAUCUGAUUGAUCUCCUGCCCAGAAACUAAUGUUGGCCCCCAAUCAUUUUAGCCCUCCCCUUGUCCAUCUAAUCCCUUUCUUCCACAUGUUUUCUGAGCUUCUGCCUCUUCUCCUUCUGCAUCUCCAUCUUCUAAACCCCAGGCUGUGUUGCUACAGCUGGGUCUCUGUUCUCUUUCCUGCAGACUAAGUCUUGCAGGGUGGAGAAGGAAGGGUGAGCAGGUUGCCCAAGCAGCUUUAUUCCAAGGGGGUUGUUCCUGCUUGGUCCUCUCAGCUCUUUGGUGGCUGGGGGUGUGUGUGUGGUGACCCACAGAGAUGUCUGCUGAUAUCCAGCACCAAACUCUUUCCUUAGAAGCAGAAGUGGGACAGGCAGUCAAAUGGAGGCCCCAGAAGGGCUGAAAUUGUCAGCUCCAGCUCCACCCAAAUGUAAGCCUGCAGAGAAAUCAUAAAGGCUGAGAACAUUAUAUCUGACUGGUAUCUAGCAGGACUUUGAAUCGGAUGCUCCAUGUGGAAGGGGGACAAAGAUAUUUUUACCCUUUGCUCAGAUGUAGCAAAAGCAAGCUGUUGCAAAGCUGGAAAACAACCUCCAGUGUCCUGGCCUCUGCAUUUGGACUCCAAAGCCAUUGGUCUCUCGCGGCAGCUGUUCUCAAAAUCAGGAUGCAGAGCAUUUAGGACUUUGUAGGUAAUCAGCAGCUUUUAUAGGCAAACAGGAACUUAUAAGACCUUUUCUGCUUAUAUUGCCAUGAAUACACAGCUAGAUCUACCCUGACUGUAGAUAUUGGGAGUUGUCCAGGUCUAACCCUGGAAACACACUUGGCAAUAAUCCACCCAGAUGAAGCCAUUAAUUGAUGCCACUUACUACAAUUUUGCUUUGAGUAGCUGCCUUCACUGAACUAUCUGGCCACAGAUGUGAUGAUCAGAUUGGAGCUAAACAGUACAAAAACCCCACUCAGACAUCACUAGCGCUGUUAGCCUGACCAUAGAUAAAUUAAAGUAUUAAAAGCAAUAAAUGGAAUGAAUUGCCCUGGUGCUUUCUCUCGUCUCUGGACCCAUCAGACGAGCCUGAAGGCAAUGCUGAGGUGAGAAAACAACCCACAUGCAUUCCUAGCCUCUCAAAUAAUCCAUGAUCCCUGCCCACUCUUUCAAAAUCGUUGCUUUAAUCAUCACUCAGGCCAAACGCAGGGAACAUAUAUAUCCUGUCCCCAGGUGAGGAUGCUUUUCCUGGGCUGUGGAGACGACUGAGAGAAGAUGAAGGCCUCCCUCCUUGCCCUGCUGGCUUUGAUCCUAUGCGCAGAUCAAGCAAAUGCCCUCUAUUGCUACACCUGUGACUGGGAACAAAGCAACUGGAGCUGUCUGAAAGCCAAGAAGUGCUCGGACAAGGAUGAGUACUGUGUGACCAAUGUUGCUUCUGUAGGAAUUGGCUUUUUGUCUUUGUGGAAGAGGAUCACCAAGAAGUGCUCCGAGACCUGCCCACACCACAACUUCAGCCUGGGCCUGGCUUCCUACACCUCAUAUUGCUGCCAAACCUUCUUGUGCAACCUGAGUGCAUGCCCGGGACCCAGGCUAGCUCGGCAGUGAGAUGGCAGGGAGUCCCAUGCCAGUGUCCUUCUUCACCUGCUCAGCGGUGGUGGGAGAAAGGGGCUUCUGAAGGCCUGAAAAGCAUGGUCAGAUUCCCUCAGGAAGGUAUGGACAUCGAACACGCUGCAGAAUAGAUAAAGUAUUAUGGUCACCACCUCCUGCCCUGUGUUGCCUCCCAACCUGUAGCUUCUCACUUGCUUCUCGUACCUGAGCUCUGUUGCCCCAGCAGCUUGAUGGAGAAGCAGCCGUGCUAUGUCCUGCAGCCUGGGGGAAAGAGAUGCUGCUUCUGCACGUCUUGCAAAUCUCUAGCGGGAUUUCUCCUGCCAUCUUACCUUAUCUCGGGUGCAGCUGGGACCCACACAGUGGCAGCUUCCAAAUUCAAGGAGGGAGGUGGGCAAAAAUAACAACCCCUCUGCACCAAGUCAGGAGGGAAACUAUGCAAACUCACAGGGUUGCUGCUGGGGAAGGGAAAAAGGCGGUCCUGUGUAUAAAAGCCUGAGCCUGCGAUGGGUGCUAACCACAACUCUCCUCCCUUACAUCCCUCACUCCCUCCAUCCCGCCUCUCACUCCCAGCUCCCAGCUAGGGACAAUGACAUCCCCCUGUGCUGCAUUAACAGUCAGACGCAGCAGCCACAUAUCUCUUCCUUUUGGCUCUGCCUGCGGUGCCACAUUUUUAUCAAAAUGAUGCUUAUCCGCACAGCCUGCACAGCUGUGCACAUCUGCGCACAUCUGCUUCUCUGCAGUCUUUUUCCCCACCUCCACUUCCAGCAGCUGUCCUUGGUCAUCCCCUUCUUCAUGUUGCCUUGCUUGCUUGUGGCUACUGUUUGAGCCAAGCAACCUUACCCAGGGCUGGCACUGCCCCGGACCUACCGCUUGGCAUUGUGUCUUCCAGCAAGCCGUUCAUUUACCCGUGGCCCCGACAUCCCCCAAAGCAACCGCAAGGUAAUUAAAAGUAUUUGCAGCAUUUGGGUCGAGCUGCUGAGGAACAGCGGAGGGGUUUAUAAAAGAAGAAUACAGAUUUCAGAGAGGCCAAAUAUUUCAUGUAGAUGUUUCCAGAGGCUGCAGAGAAAUGAGGGUAAAAGGAAGCUGAAAAAAAUGAACAGUGAUGAGAGCUCAGAGAUUUUUCAUUGCCAGAGGUGCUGCUGAAUGCCUCUCCCUCCUCCCAAGCAGCACUUUUUGGAGGAGUUUUCCUCCGGCAAAAGCAUGGAAAUGCUUAAACUUGGGUCAGCCUGGGCUCCCAAAUCUGCGAAACAUUGCUCAGCCAAGGGAUGACGCUGUGCUUCGAACCCAGUCCCAGUAAACAAGAGGGACAAAAGGGGCUUUGAGCCAUGGCGAGCGCGUCUGCCUUGGGCUAGUGCCCAUGGCUGCUCUGAAUGAAUGCCUUCUUCUGAAGUGCUGCAUAACAGGAGUCUUCAUAGAUGUGUGCUCUCUUUUAUUAAUCGACUUCUACUUUCCUUUACCCCCUCCUUCUCACAGUUACGCCAUGCUGCGAGGGCAGAUCUCCGUGCCGAAGGAGCCGUGCUGGGUGAUGCACCUCCCUUUACCUCUUCAUUAGACCGUGAUCUCUUUCAUGCCCUAUUUAGGAAUUUGCAUUUUUCGCCCUGAAGCAAUCCAAGUCCCCUCCUGUCCCUCAGCCGGAAUGCUCAAAAGCCCUAAUUUACC